AUUUCAGCCCACACUCGAGCAUCCUUCUACCAAUCACAGCCGUUGAGAAAACGGCAGCAAAAUCAACCCAUGCUCGUAUUUUUAGAUAUUUCAGUUAAAACAAAUGCAGCAGUUGCUUGAAGUCCGCCCGUAUUAUGUUCUCCAGAGGGCAUCUGCGUCCAACUCUCGGUGGAUUCAAAUCAAAAACGAGAAAUCUCAAGAUUCUUAAUUACGCUUUCGUGGUAACCGAAAAUGAAAAUAGCGGGGAUUGAAGUGUGGCCGCUUUCGCUCUGAUUUCGAUAAACAAUCCGCCGAUCUAAUACAGAUCUAUAUAUUUAUAACAUUUGUGAAAUAUUCAGAACGUGUCCCUCCCACGCUCCGUGUCGUUCACUUUUCUAUAUCUGUUCUAAAAUAUACUUUCGUCUUCACACAUCUGGUGUGCCAUAUUUCUUUGAAGUGUGUAAAACAUAUUAAUCUAAUUGAUUCCUUGACGUCGGUUCUUUCCAUCAAUCGAUGAGGUCACAACAAUUGGCGCCGACGUCCGUCCAUCUCGACCCAGCGAAAAAACAAAUUAUUGAAGUAAUUAACAAUUUUAUUUAUUUGUGGGACAUGCGCUUGGCAGCGAAGCUGCAAUUAAUCCAACAUUUGUGCUGAUGAUCCAGUGCGGACACACCCUUAGGGGCUCCAAGCAACUAAAAGUGAAAUUUGGCACUAUCCGCAAAGAAAAAUGCGGAGUUGGGCGUAGUGCAACGAACGAUUUUUCAAACAAAAUUCAUAUUUCACAAGAAUCGAGGAAACAACAGGUGCAACCUAUUUUUUACAUCAAAAUGAACGUGUUUGUUUGCUAGAACUAGCGCCAAAUCGCGACACCCAAAUUUUUCAAAUUCGAACCCCGCGCUUGAAGCGGUUCAAAUUACCGUACGCAUGCGCACCGCGUCAUUCGCGUCACUUAAAUGUCAAAGUUGCAGUCUGAAUUGUUUAAUUUUUAGCAGUGAAAACUAGCAUUCACGUUGUAAACAACUGAAAUUCGUCCACUACCCCUCCGAACGAUGGUAGAUUGCGAAAAAGAAGAAGCCCUCAAUUUGCAAAAGGAAUUUGAAUGGGUGCUCCACCAGGAAGUCCACAAGGGGUUAGAACAGAUUCACCAGAUACUCGCGGAGUGCGCUGGGCGGUUUCCAGUUCGGCUCUAUGGUCAUGACAACUCUAGUAAACAGGACAAAUUCGUUCUUUCCGUGCCCUCAGAUCAGGUGAAGUGUGUGGUCACGUUAACCGGAGACAGUAUUACACAUGCUGAUAUUACUUUUAAAGUGACUAGGCAAACAAAUACAACUAUUGUGCGUACUAGUAUCCAGAAUGAUUGUCCCUGGAAGCUGCAACAAGUACAGGAUGCUGCCAAUCACCUCCAGCAAGCGAUCAAUCACAUAGAUGAUGUGGGGAAAAACUAUAAGUUUAAAUCAUCAGAUGAGGUUUUGCACGUGCUGGGGAAUAUUUUGGGGAGUUUACAAAGGGGGCGCACGAGUUUGAUAGUACCUAGGAAGCGACCUAUAGAUGACCUUAUUAGAAGUUUAAAUAUGAAAUCUCUAAACCCAAAUCUUAGUGAAGAUCUGGCUAUUAGUUUCUACAUUCAAAGCCACAAAUUGAUAUUUGCGAUCUAUCAGCUGACAAAUAAUCACGGUACUAUGAAGUAUGAUUCAACUCAUGCCGAAAGCUCGGUGCCUUGGCUGAAUGAAGUAUUAGUCUUUUUUACAGUUGGAUUACAAUUGUGUCAACAACUUAAAGAUAAGAUCUGUGUUUUUUCCCAGUAUAAAGAUUUUACAGUAGGAUCACGUCCAUCUAGUCCCCACCAAGUAUAAUCUCAUGAUUGGUAGAAAAAUUUCCAAGCAAAAUUGUACAUAUUGAUAUUGUCAAUUUGUAUAUAGGAGUCCUAAGGACGUGUUAUAGAUCUAAUUAUCUUCUAGGCAUACUGAAACAUAAUAUAUGUAUUUAUUUAUUUUGUUUCUUUUAUUCACUACUGUAGGGGGAUUCGAAAGUAUUAUUUUUGCUCCACAUGACAAAGAUGGAGAAAUGUGACAACGUUUGAAUGAUAAGUUUGCUUGUACAAUGUUUAAUUGUGAUAGUUGUGAAAGUAGUUGCUAGUUUUAUAAGACAAUAAUUGAAAUUUGCACUUUAAAAAUUUACACUUGUAUGAUGUUUGUAAUUGUUAAAGCAAUAAAGUCUUGUUUAAUGUUA
This is a messenger RNA of Zophobas morio, 2208 nucleotides long. It is a transcript of the gene rogdi, whose product is annotated as protein rogdi. The record is from RefSeq and is a predicted model, not a curated record. The transcript has 7 exons. Gene Ontology annotation, cellular component: RAVE complex. Bases 1029 to 1832 code for a protein of 267 amino acids. Lineage: Eukaryota; Metazoa; Arthropoda; Insecta; Coleoptera; Tenebrionidae.